AUGUACGGUUAUACGGUGGUGCUAGUGGCCGCGUUGGCCAGCCCGGCUUUCGGAUGCCUGAAUCUAUUUGGAGGUGGUUGUGGCGCGCCUAGACCUGCCUGUGGUGGAGCUGUGGAGGAGGAGCCCCGGCUUGCGGAGGAGGAGGUGGAUACGCUGCUCCUCAACCCGCUGGCGGCUACGCUCAGGCCCCGGCUUUCGGAGGAUACGGAGGAGGAGCCCCCCUUAACCUUGGCCAAGUCGUUGGAGGAGGAUACGCUCAGGGAGGUCAACAGGGAGGUUUCCAGCAGGGACCAGCUCUUGGAGGAGGAUACGCUCAGGGAGGCCAACAAGGCGGCUUCCAGCAGGGACCAGCUGUUGGAGGAGGAUACGCUCAGGGAGGCCAACAAGGCGGCUUCCAGCAGGGACCAGCUGUUGGAGGUGGAUAUGCUCAGGGAGGAUUCGGAGGGGCCCAACAGGGUGGCUUCCAGCAAGGACCGGCCGCCGGAGGAUAUGCUCAGGGAGGAUUCGGAGGACCCGCUCAAGCUCAAGGAGGAUUCCAGCAAGCCCCAGCCGGAUACUCUCAGGGAGGAUUUGCCGCAAGCCGUCCAGCAGCAGCAAGCCGUCCAGCAGCAGCAAGCCGUCCAGGGCUACAACCAGGGAGCCCAGGGAUUUGCCGGAGUCGCCGGAGCCACUGGAGCUGAACAACAACAACAACAGGUUCAGCAGCAGACCGUCACCCAGACCGGACAGGCCCAGGAAGCCCAGGGAUAUGGAGCCGAAGACACCCAGGCCGCCAUCCCAACCGGAACUGAAGCACCAGCUGCCUCGGCUGAAGGAUAUGGAGAGCAGGAGGAGGCCCAGCCCGCCCAGCCCACCCAGCCAACCCUGACCUAUGGCCAGGAAGAAGCCUCCGUUGAGGAGCAACACCAAGAGACCUCGGACUACGAGAGCAACAACGGACCCUCUGAUUACGAGGAUGCCAAGGAGACCGCCGAGCCGGCCAAGGAGGAGCAAGGAUAUUCGAAUGAAGCCGCUGCUGCCUCGUCGGAGACCGUCACCGAGGCCCCCGCCCCUGCUCAGAGCUACGAGCCCGCCGCUACCACCGCCGCCCCUGCCCCCGUUGAGUCCUACGAUAGCGCUUCCGUCGAGGAGAAGCCAAAGACCGACUACCGUCGCCGUAUCGUCGUCCACCGCAAGCUC
Mesorhabditis spiculigera is the source of this 1179-nucleotide messenger RNA. Lineage: Eukaryota; Metazoa; Nematoda; Chromadorea; Rhabditida; Rhabditidae. The record is from the annotation of a GenBank genome assembly.